AUGAGCCCACCCGCAACAGGACAGCCUGAGAUGUCAUCCGCCACGAAAGAGCUCUUGGCCAAGGUGCGCCAGAUCGUGCCGCCAAUGCUGGGGAAAUUCCACAAAGGCCAGCUUGGGCGCGUAGCCGUCAUCGGGGGCAGCGAAGAUUACACGGGCGCGCCGUACUUUUCCGCCAUGGCGAGCGCGCGCCUGGGCUGUGACAUGUCCCACGUGAUCUGCACACCAGGCGCAGCAGCCGUGAUCAAGACCUACAGCCCAAACCUCAUGGUCCACCCGCUCAUGCGGCAGUCGCCCUCUGACGCUGGCUCGUCACAGAACCCGGCAGACACGGACCCCAAGGAGAUCUCCAAGAAGAUCAUCGAGAUGCUGCCCCGGCUGCACGUCCUCGUCGUCGGGCCCGGGCUGGGCCGGGACCCCCUGAUGCACGACACGCUGGCCGAGGUCCUGGCCGCGGCGCGGGAGCGCAGGAUGCCCGUCGUCAUGGACGCCGACUCGCUCGGCCUGGUGCUCAAGUCGCCCGAGCUCGUCAUGGGCUGGCGCGAGGUCGUCCUCACGCCCAACGUCGUCGAGUUCGGGCGCCUCUGGAAGGGCGUCAAGUCCGAGGACUACAACCCGGACCAGAUCGAGGGCGACCCCGCGCGGCACAUCAAGGCACUGUCGAAGGCGCUCGGGGGCGUCACGAUCGUGCAGAAGGGCGGGGUGGACCUGAUCAGCAACGGCGACGAGACGCUGGUUGUCGAUCUCCAGGGCGGGCUGAAGCGGAGCGGUGGCCAGGGCGAUACGUUGACGGGCAGCAUCGCGACGUUCCUGGGGUGGAGGAACGCGUACCUCGAGAAGCUGUGGGAUCAUGGCGGGGAUAUGAAGGAGGAUGAGCUGCUGCGGUUGGCGGCCUUUGGAGGUGCUGCUAUCACGAGGGAAUGCUCCCGCCUCGCGUUUGAGAAGCACGGCCGCAGUUUACAGGCCAGCGACCUGACGGAACAGGUUCACGUCGCCUUCAUGACCCUUUUUGGCGAGCCCGACAAGUAA
Microdochium trichocladiopsis is the source of this 1026-nucleotide messenger RNA. RefSeq names its product Ribokinase-like protein. Gene Ontology annotation, molecular function: ATP-dependent NAD(P)H-hydrate dehydratase activity. The record is from RefSeq and is a predicted model, not a curated record. Gene Ontology annotation, biological process: metabolite repair. The coding region runs from base 1 to 1026 and encodes 341 amino acids. Lineage: Eukaryota; Fungi; Ascomycota; Sordariomycetes; Xylariales; Microdochiaceae. The transcript is spliced from 4 exons.